This is a messenger RNA of Oryza brachyantha (malo sina), 1259 nucleotides long. RefSeq lists its product as uncharacterized. The transcript has a single exon. NCBI's taxonomy places the organism in Eukaryota, Viridiplantae, Streptophyta, Magnoliopsida, Poales, Poaceae. Bases 149 to 766 code for a protein of 205 amino acids. The record is from RefSeq and is a predicted model, not a curated record. Gene Ontology annotation, cellular component: NatC complex.
CUGAGGUCGCCGUCGUCCAUGGGGGAGGAGAUUUUAGGGUUUUUUUCUCCCCGGCUUGGGAGUUGGGACUCGAGGUGUUUCUCUCUCUACUAUAGGGGCCAGUUCGAAUCCCGGGAAUUGGAAUCCCGAAUCGAGCCCUGGAAUCGGAAUGAGACAGGAAUGGACUAAUGGGUCGGGUCCAAGCGUGCCGACCCGGGAAUGGGUGAACAGUGAUGGGCCGGCAAAUCGUUCCACCCGACGGCCCACCUCAGAUCCUUCCUCCACCGUCGGCCUCCUCGCCGCCGCCCGCCGGCCACCGCCGAUCCGAUCUCCAUCCCCGCCGCUGGUCAGCACCCACCCUCUCUCUCUCGCAUCUCUCCCUACCCGCGCCUACCUUCUCUCAGCUUCUCCUCCAGAUCAGGGAAGCCCCAUGGCCGACGUGACCUCCACCCCCGACGAUUCCCACCGCAGCAGCUCACCACCACCGCAAGAAACCGCCGCCGCCGCCGGCGGCUCGCAGCAUGUCGAGCAGCUGAGGAAGAUGCUCUUCCGGAGGAUGCUGGUCGGCGUGAACGACGGCCGCUACUUCCUCGGCCUGUUCCACUGCGUCGACAAGCAGGGCAACAUCCUCCUGCAGGACGCCGUGGAGUACAGGAGCGCGCGGCACUCGUCGCCGUCCCCGACGGAGCAGCGCAGCCUCGGCCUCAUCCUCAUCCCGGCGGCGUGCCGCUCGUCCUGCCAUGUCGACUGCUCUGUCGAGGGGAGUAUGUCUCUCCUGUCUCUCUGAACGAACUGAAACGAGUGAUGCUUCACUAGUUCUUUCCUUUUUCGUUCUGGUUGCAGAAAGAUGGUAGCUUUGGAGUCUUGGAUGAACCCAUGUAUGAAAAUCUUCGUGCUGUGACAUAAUUUGCAACCAGUUUUUCUUUUUUUUUUCUUGAUUGCAAAAGCUGAUAGCUUAUGAGUUUUGGAUGAACCUAUGUAUGAAAAUCUUCCUGCUAUGAAUUAGUAAUUUGCAAUCUUUUUGUCAUAUGGUAUACUCCUAGUGGUGCUGUUUUUGCUGGAAUCUUUUAGGGAGGGCUGGUGUUUGUAUGUUUCACUGCAGUAGAACAGAACAGAUCAGUGAUGUACUGCUGCUUGUGUCUCAUUUCAGUUUGGUUUUCAGUCAACCUGAUGAUUUAGAUUUCUCAUAUGGUGUUGAGUAACAUUUCUUACCUGUUUAGUCAAGAAAUCAUCAAAGGCCAAAGUGCAUUAGUAACAUGUUUGCAAACUCCUGUUUGGGU